AUGAAGUUUUUAGCUCUUCUAAGUGGCGGAAAGGACAGUAUUUAUGCUGCACUAGAAAGUCUCAAAUAUGGGCAUGAACUUGUCUGCAUUGACCUGGAAGAAGAAGAGAAGAUAGCAGAAGAAUGAAAAGAGCAGUCAACUGAUCUUGAUUCUUAUAUGUUCCAAACAGUAGGAGUUGAGAUAGUCCCUCUCAUUGCUGAAUGAAUGCAAAAACCAUUGAUCCGCAAGCCAAUUACAGGUGGAUCUGUUAAUCAAGAAUUGUUCUAUGAUAAAGCUAAAGAAGGAGAUGAAGACGAGGUUGAAGAUCUUUAUGAAUUAAUUAAAGAAGCGAAAGAAACAUAUCAAAUUGAUGCAGUUGCCUCUGGAGCGAUUCUUAGCGAUUAUCAACGUCUUAGAGUCGAAAAUAUCUGUGACAGAUUAGGCCUUGUAUCCCUUUCUUAUUUGUGGCAGAGGGAUCAGGCAGAACUUCUUGAUGAUAUGAUAGAUAAUGAGUUAGAUGCAAGAUUUGUGAAAAUAGCUUGCAUCGGACUCAAACCCUCCUUUUUAAUGAAAUCCAUUCAGGAAAUGAGAGAUGAGCUCCAUCAGCUCAAAGACAUGUACCAAAUUAAUGUAUGUGGAGAGGGAGGAGAAUACGAGUCAAUUGUACUUGACUGCCCUUUAUUCAUUGAUCAUAAAAUAGUUGUGAAUGAGUUCAAGAUUCUUAAUAUUAGCGAAGAUGAAUAUGCACCAGUCGCUCAUGUAAUUAUUAAGCAGUUUGCACUAGCUGAAAAAGAAGAAAAAGGAGGUAAUAUUGAGCUAUAUGAUAUUGAGAAAGGUCAAGAAUGCCACUGUGCUUGGCCUCAGAUGCCAAAAGAAGAAAUAAUAUCUAUAGCUACUGAAGAGGUUGACUGUGAUCCCAUUAAGAUUUUAUCCUCUGAGAUUAAUAAUAGUUUUUCUACAUCUUUAUUAUCUUUAGACUCUUUUGAUGUAGAGAUUUGACCUGAACAAAUUGAAGACGAGAUUAACCUUCUCAUGGAGAAAUCUGAAGAAUUAUUAAAUGAGAAUGGAUUGGGAUUCAAGAAUGUAACCAAAGUUGUGAUGUAUAUAAAGAAGAUGUAUCAUUUUCCUCAUAUUAACAAAGUAUAUAAGAAGUACUUUCAAUUCAAACCUCCUACUAGAGUUUGUGUUGCUAAGUAUAUAGACCCAGCUUUCAAUAUUGUAAUUGGAUUCCAAGGAGUUUGAGAUCCUUCGAAUAUCAAGACAUUACAUGUCCAAUCAGUAUCUAGAUGGGCUCCAGCAAAUAUUGGACCUUAUAGCCAAGCCUGAGAAACUGAGUUGCUUACACAUUAUGCAGGUCAAAUAGGGCUUAAGCCUGCCAUCAUGGCCUUUACAGAUUCUUCAUCUAUCAAACAAUUGCAGCAAUGCUUUGUGAACUAUGAAAAAGUUCUUACAAGAAUGCAGAAUACAUUUGAAGAUGUAAUUCAAUGAAUUGUUUAUCUCAAGUAUGAUGGGGCUCAUAAGGAUAAAAUAAAAGAGAAAGUAAACGAGAAAUUCCCAAAUUGCCCAAUAGUCUACAUGUGUGCCAAAGAACUUCCUAGAAACGCCGAAGUUGAGCUCUCAUUAGUUACAAUGAAUAAAGACCAUGAGAGAAAUUUCUCUGUAGAAGAUCAGACAACUGAAAUCCAAGGAAUUUCUACUAACAUCCAUCACCAGCACCUUGAAGUUAAAGAUAAAUGAGAAAUUGACGUUUAUAGUUUUGACUUACCCUCUCCUGACUUCUGCUCAAUCCUGUCGUCACUAAUCCCGUCCCCAUGCACAUCUGCCUCUGGGCUUACAACCUUGACAGUAUAUUACCAAAAAGAUCUAUGUGAUAGCCCCAGAGACUUCAAAUGAAUGGUCCAUGCCUUACUUGAGGAGAGGGGUGAUAGGGCUCUUGUCAACUGUGUCCCAGUGGAAUGCUUGUGAGGCAAUGAUGUAGUUGUUUUUAAAAGGAAUUUAUUGUAG
Messenger RNA from Moneuplotes crassus, 1983 nucleotides. NCBI's taxonomy places the organism in Eukaryota, Ciliophora, Spirotrichea, Euplotida, Euplotidae. The record is from the annotation of a GenBank genome assembly.